Messenger RNA from Dichomitus squalens LYAD-421 SS1, 186 nucleotides. RefSeq lists its product as uncharacterized. Lineage: Eukaryota; Fungi; Basidiomycota; Agaricomycetes; Polyporales; Polyporaceae. The record is from RefSeq and is a predicted model, not a curated record. The transcript has 2 exons. The coding region runs from base 1 to 186 and encodes 61 amino acids.
AUGGGCGCGAUGCGCGGUGGGGGCGAAGGACAGAAGGCCUUGUGCGACGUUGGAAAUGCGGAGGACGAGGGAAGGAGCGCGGACGAUGGCGGCACAGGACAGACGGAACCCCAAGGCGCCUUUAGCGCUCCCCGGGUCCUCCCCGUCCAGCUCGGCCUCGACGUUCACCUCUCCCGCUCAUCAUGA